AUGAACCGCCGCACGAGCAGCUACUCGAAUCCCCAAUCUCCGUCCGCCCAGCGUCGCGACAGCAAUGCCUCCCACACCUUGAACCGGCGUCUGUCCGCUCUCUCCACCGCCGAAGCAGGGAAUGCAGCCGCAGCCAUAUCUCCCGCCGACCAACAACUCGCGGAGGAGAUUGCCGAGAUCAAACGAUAUGAAGACUUCACGACCAUCGACUGGGUGCAGGACGCAGCACGGGAGCAGAAGAGACGGACAGCUCGACAAGUAGCUCGAAAUUCAGCAGGUCGGAUAGGAUGGCGAGGCAAGCUCUCAGAGGCCUACGAUGCCGGACAAGGCUGGAUCGUGGUCAGCUUGAUCGGUGCCGCGAUCGGUUUGAAUGCUGCCUUCUUGAACAUCGUCACAGAAUGGCUGAGUGAUAUCAAAUUGGGAUACUGCACGACGGGAUUCUACCUGAAUGAGACGUUUUGCUGCUGGGGUGCGGAGAAUGGUUGCGACGAGUGGCACCGAUGGAGUGGAUUCUGGCCGUUGAAUUAUCUACUGUACAUCAUCUUCAGUACGAUUUUCGCAUUCACCUCCGCGAGAUUGGUCAAGAGCUUUGCACCGUAUGCGGCAGGAUCCGGUAUCAGUGAGAUCAAAUGUAUCAUCGCGGGAUUUGUGAUGAAGGGAUUUCUAGGAUUCUGGACAUUGUUGAUCAAGAGCAUCGGUCUGCCACUUGCGAUUGCCAGCGGGUUGAGUGUGGGUAAGGAGGGACCGAGUGUGCACUAUGCGGUGUGUACGGGAAAUGUCAUCAGUCGGAUGUUCUACAAGUACAGGCGAAAUGCUGCAAAGACGAGAGAGAUUUUGUCAGCUUGUGCGGCAGCAGGCGUCGCAGUGGCAUUCGGAAGUCCCAUUGGAGGAGUCCUGUUCAGUCUCGAGGAGAUGAGCAACUACUUUCCUCUCAAGACGAUGUGGCGAUCCUACUUUUGCGCUCUGGUAGCUACGGCAGUGUUAUCCGCCAUGAAUCCAUUCCGGACCGGACAGCUGGUCAUGUUCACAGUCCGCUACGAUCGAGGCUGGCACUUCUUCGAGAUACCGUUCUACGUCCUCAUCGGCACUUUCGGCGGACUCUACGGCGCCUUUGUCAUGAAAUGGAAUCUGCGAGUACAAGCUUUCCGGAAACGCUAUCUCACUGGCUAUCCCAUCAUCGAGGCGACUCUUCUCGCACUGUUCACAGCUGUGAUUUGCUACCCCAACAUGUUCCUGAGAAUCGACAUGACCGAAAGUAUGGAGAUCCUCUUCCUCGAAUGCGAAGGCGCUCACGACUACGACGGACUUUGCGAUCGACAGAAUCGCUGGCGGCUCGUCCUGGCCUUGUUCGCCUCGACCGUGAUCCGCACAUUCUUGGUCAUCAUCUCCUACGGCUGCAAAGUACCAGCCGGCAUUUUCGUCCCAUCCAUGGCCAUCGGCGCCUCCUUCGGCAGAAUGGUCGGUGUCCUAGUCCAAGCCCUCCACGAGUCGUUCCCAAACUCGGCCUACUUCGCCGCUUGCGAUCCAGAUGUCACUUGUAUUACACCUGGCACCUACGCUUUCCUCGGCGCCGGAGCAGCAUUGAGUGGAAUCAUGCACCUGACAGUAUCAGUAGUCGUCAUCAUGUUCGAGCUGACCGGCGCUCUGACAUACAUCCUGCCCACCAUGAUCACCGUCGGAAUCACCAAAGGCGUCUCCGAAAGAUUCGGCAAAGGCGGAAUCGCAGACCGCAUGAUCUGGUUCAACGGCUUCCCUUUCCUAGACGGCAAAGAAGACCACACCUUCAACGUGCCCGUCAGCACAACCAUGACACCAUUGCCGAAAGUUCUGACCGCAACAGGCCUCACCGUAUCCGCGGUAGAAAAGAUCCUCAAAGAAACCACCUACCAAGGCUUCCCCAUCGUCGAGAACGAAGACACCAACAUCCUCCUCGGCUACAUUGGCCGCACAGAAUUGCGCUACGCCCUCGAUCGCGCCAUCCGCGAACAAGGCGUCUCAGCCUCCGCUCGCUGUCUCUUCUCUUCUCACAUAAGCGAUCUUGCACCUCGCACCGCGACAACGCCAUCCGCCACCUUCCCAGCCGUCAGUUUCGAAACCGCAGCCCAUGGCACCGUCGACUUUUCCAAAUUUAUCGAUCCAGUCCCUCUCACCGUCCACCCUCGCCUCCCUCUCGAGACGGUAAUGGAACUCUUCAAGAAACUCGGACCGCGGGUCAUCCUCGUCGAACAUCGCGGGAAACUCACCGGGUUGGUGACGGUCAAAGACUGUUUAAAGUACCAAUUCCAAGCCGAAGCGAAAGAAGAUCCAAGGGAAGAAGAAGGGCAGCAGAUUCGCCAGGAGAAAAUUUGGGCUGUGAUGAGGAGAGUUGCGUACUGGGCUGGGGAGAAAGUGGGCUGGAAAGGUGGGAUUGUGGGGAUGGGGAGGUUGAGGUUGAGUGGGGAGUAUGCUGCUGUUUCGACGGCGACGAUAGGUGGAGAGAACGAGAGGGCUGAGGGAUUGGAUGAGGAAGGAAGAGGGCCGGCAGCGGGAGGGGUGGAGUUGUUGGAUCGGAGGGAGGCGAUUUCGUAG
Messenger RNA from Zymoseptoria tritici IPO323, 2568 nucleotides. RefSeq lists its product as uncharacterized. The record is from RefSeq and is a predicted model, not a curated record. Gene Ontology annotation, biological process: intracellular iron ion homeostasis; chloride transport; intracellular copper ion homeostasis. The coding region runs from base 1 to 2568 and encodes 855 amino acids. Gene Ontology annotation, cellular component: early endosome; fungal-type vacuole; membrane. The transcript has a single exon. Gene Ontology annotation, molecular function: voltage-gated chloride channel activity. Lineage: Eukaryota; Fungi; Ascomycota; Dothideomycetes; Mycosphaerellales; Mycosphaerellaceae.